Spodoptera litura is the source of this 8569-nucleotide messenger RNA. Its product is annotated as phospholipid-transporting ATPase VD. Gene Ontology annotation, biological process: phospholipid translocation. The record is from RefSeq and is a predicted model, not a curated record. Gene Ontology annotation, cellular component: plasma membrane. Gene Ontology annotation, molecular function: ATP binding; ATP hydrolysis activity; magnesium ion binding. Lineage: Eukaryota; Metazoa; Arthropoda; Insecta; Lepidoptera; Noctuidae.
GUCAUGUCAGACAGUCAGUCAUUGAGUUCAGUCAGUUACUUGUCUCGUCUUUUUUGCUUGUUUUUAAGUUUCGUACUCUGUCGUGUGUAAUCGCUCUGUGGUGAUCAAACAAUUAUUUUCAAACUUCUAAGAAUAUGCAAACCCAUGUAUCAACAAAACUCAUCUAUUCAUUUCGUGAUAUUCGGAAAUAUUUGAGUUAGUGAAGUGUGAAUCUGUGAACGGAUGACUUCCUACCAUAUGUUUGAUUUCGUACGGCACAUUAUCCCUAAUUCAGUAAUAACAUAUACGUCUAAACACGGUGUGACGAUACAACACUUUUAAAUGAAAGGUAAAAGUGGGGUAAACUCCGUUCAAAUGAAUAAAAAUGUCAACAGAAGGCAGUGGAGAGACACCUUCUACUGUGCCAUGUUUACCCGGGGCUCCGGAGCAGACUUAUCUGUUUCCAAAACCGAAAGGUCACUCGAGGUCUGUAAGUCAUGGAGGCACUCCAAUGCUCGCGGGGAAUCCCACCGCUCCGAGACCAUCACUCAAAUCUGCGAUGCGUGGCCACCAGCGCGCUCUGUCACACGGACAGAUCGGCGAGGGCGGGCGGCCCACCAGCGGUCCCGGCCACAGCCGCGCCGGCAGCCGCACAGACUUCAUCCUGCCGCCCGGACACCGGGACCCGCCGCCACCCACCACACAGCCACGCAUCGGCUCCGUGCGGAUGCACUCCAGGCAGGCGUCGCGGUCCGAUUCCAUCUACACCAUCCGACGCACGUCUGUCGUCAGCCCCUGGAGGCGGGCAGCCUUCUGGUUGCUGCGGCGCCAGCAGCCCGCUGUUGAUACUCGGCACCUCAUCGUCACUCCCAACCACUUGGUGCCAGACAAAACUCCACUCAAAGAACAUCCUAACGGAAAAAGAUGCGACAAUAAAGUUAGGACUACAAAAUAUACCUUAUUAUCAUUUUUACCCAAGAAUUUAUUUGAACAAUUCCAUAGAAUUGCAAAUGUGUACUUUAUAUUCAUAGUGUUGUUGAACUGGGUGCCUGCAAUCAGUGCGUUCGGUAAAGAAGUGGCCAUGCUGCCCGUGUUGUUUGUACUCGGUGUGACUGCCAUCAAAGACUUAUUUGAAGACAGAAGGAGACAUAAUUCUGAUAAAAGAAUAAACAACUCAUUCUGCAGAGUCUUCAAAAAAUCAGCGGAGCGAUAUGUUAGAGUGAAAUGGCGAGAUGUACGCGUUGGGGAUCUAGUCCACCUGUCGAACAAUGAGCCGGUGCCCGCAGACAUGGUGCUGCUACACUCUUCCAACCCUCUCGGGAUAUGCUACCUCGACACCUGCAACCUCGACGGGGAGACCAAUCUCAAACAGAGGCUGGUUGUCCCCGGCUUCAAGGAAAAGCAUUCAGAGUUUAGCCCGAUAAAGUUCAGAAGUUCUGUGGAGGUAGAGAGGCCAUCUACAAAAAUAUACAGAUUCACAGGCUGUAUCUCACACCCAAACGGGGCGCGAGUGCCGCUCACCUCGGAGAACCUACUUCUGCGAGACUGUACCAUCAAGAACACGGACUAUGUCGAGGGCAUCGUGGUGUACGCGGGCCACGAGACUAAAGCGAUGCUCAACAAUGGAGGACCAAGAUAUAAAUGUUCAAGUUUAGAGAAAAAAAUGAACACAGAUGUGAUAUGGUGUGUCUUAGUGUUAUUAUUUCUUUGUUGCGCCGGCGCAGUCGGUUGCAAGAUGUGGUUGGACCAAUAUUACGUUACCAUGUACAAGUAUACCCCGUUUAUAACGAAUGUGAACAAACCUGCCUUCGAGGGGCUGCUCAUAUUCUGGACUUACAUCAUAACGAUGCAGGUGAUGAUCCCUGUCUCGCUGUACGUCACGAUAGAGAUGACGAAGUUGCUGCAGGUGUACCACAUACACAACGACAUUCAGAUGUACGAUCCGGACACGAACACGCGAACGGAGUGUCGAGCGCUGAACAUAACGGAGGAGUUGGGGCAGGUCGCGUACUUGUUCAGUGACAAGACGGGCACGCUAACUGAGAACAAGAUGUUGUUUCGGCGGUGUGCGGUCAACGGAGUGGACUACGACCACCCUCCCGGCCCGCCCGCAGAGCCCGCGCCCGAGUUGCCGCCCAUCGUGACCCCCAUCACAAAAAUCUCUCCGAACAGACGGAUGCUACAACACUUAGGCGACAACAAUGACGCUCAACACACGCAGAAGGUCCGCGAGUUCCUGUUAAUCCUGGCUGUAUGCAACACAGUGGUGGUCAGCCAGCCACACAUUGACACGAUGCAGAUGAGCGCGUCCAACUCUGGAGAACAGAUCUCCACGGGGAAAGCUUCCCGAUCGAAUGGAACAUUGCGAUCUAACGACAAAUACGCUCGACUAACGGAGUCCAGAUCGACGACUCCGUCACCGCCGCCGUCCACGGGCUCCCCCCUCAGGCUGCGGCUGCCGAAGCUCAUUCUGGGAAGCAAGGAGGACACCAGCACUCCCAGCACCUCCGUCGAUCACUCCGCCUCAAUCCGCUACGAAGCCGAGAGUCCAGACGAGCUGGCGUUGGCUGAAGCAGCUCUUGCCUACGGGUAUGAGUUGCGGUCCAGAUCACCUGAUGAGGUAGAGCUCGGCAUCCGAGGGGAGCUCACCAAGAUGAAGGUGCUUAGGGUGCAGCAGUUCGAUGCCACCAGGAAAUGCAUGUCAGUCGCCAUGAGGACUCCUAAUGGACAGGUAGUGAUAUAUGUGAAAGGGGCGGACACAACGGUCCUAGGCGCCUUAGCUCCGAUGCGCGCCGGCUCAGCCGAGCUAGCUGCUUACGAUAGAACCCGAGCGCUUCUUUCAGAGUACUCUCGCGCGGGUCUACGUACGCUGGUCAUGGCUAAACGAACGAUGCAACCUGCGUUAUGGGAAGAAUGGUUAGCUGGACAUAGUCGUGCCAUGGAAAUUGGAGAAGGUCGAGAAAAACGCAUGCGGGAAUCUCUAGCUCGGUUAGAAAGCGCGCUAACAUUGGUCGGAGCUACAGGCGUGGAGGACAGACUCCAGCAGGACGUGCCGCGCACCGUGCGAGCUCUACUGGACGCGGGCAUCGUGGUCUGGGUACUGACGGGAGACAAACCGGAGACUGCCAUCAAUAUAGCAUACUCAGCUGCCUUGUUCUCCCAAGGAGAUCGGUUGCUGCAUCUCAUGUCUAGAGACAAGGAGCACGCGGAGUCGACGAUAAAGAACUACCUGGAGGGCAGCGGCGCGGGCGCGGAGCUGGGCACGCGCGCGCUCGUGGUGGACGGGCGCACGCUGACGUACAUCCUGGACCGGCGCUCCGGCCUCGUGGCGCCCUUCCUGUCCCUGGCGCGGCGCUGCUCCGCCGUGCUCUGCUGCCGCGCCACGCCGCUGCAGAAGGCCUACAUCGUCAAGGCAGUGAAGGAGGAGCUAGCAGUGACGACGCUGGCGAUAGGUGACGGAGCCAACGAUGUCUCCAUGAUACAGACCGCAGAUGUCGGAGUCGGUAUAUCAGGACAGGAAGGCAUGCAAGCAGUGAUGGCGUCAGACUUCGCAGUGUCCCGGUUUCGGUUCAUAGAGAGACUACUACUGGUGCACGGACACUGGUGCUACGACCGCCUCGCUAGGAUGAUACUCUACUUCUUCCUUAAAAAUGCUACGUUUGUGUUCCUAGUAUUCUGGUUCCAGCUGUACUGCGGGUUCUCGUCGAUGGUGAUGAUAGACCAGGUCCAUCUCAUGACAUACAACCUCAUGUUCACCGCGCUACCACCCAUUGUUAUUGGCGCGUACGACCGCGUGGCGCCGGCGGGGCUGCUGACGGAGCGGCCGGGGCUGUACGGCGCGGCGCGGCGCGGCCUGGCCUACCGCACGCACUCGUUCUGGGCCGUGCUCGCGGAGAGUCUCUACAUCAGCAUCGUCUUGUUCUUCACCAACACCUUCGCCUACUGGGAUACCACCGUCGACCUCUGGGCCUUCGGGGUCUGCUGCAUGACCUGCUGCCUCGUUGUUAUGUUGCUCUACGUCGCCAUCGAGACUAGGAGCUGGACGGUGAUCCACCUGAUGGCGCUGGCGGGGUCCCUGCUGUCGUUCUUCAUCCUGACGCUGGCGUACCAGUCCAUCGGCGUGAGCGUCCUGAACCUGCCGUCGACGUACCACGUACUGCACAACGCCAUCACGAUGCCGGUGUACUGGCUCGUACUCAUCGUCACCACCGUCGCCGCACUCGCGCCCAGGAUGGCGUACCACGGCAUCCGCAACUCGGUGCAGCCGGGCUCGCUGGGCCGCGCCGUGGCCGCGCGCCGCCGACACCGCUCCUACGCCGCGCACUACCGCUCCGCGCCGCCGCACGCCACGCUCUACCGGGCGAGAGAUGAGGAUGGGCUGCAGAAACCGCAGACGGAGGUGGCGGCCAUAACGUGAGCCCCCCCUACCUCCACUGUACACUGUUACACUGAACCUAGGCUGUGAUCUGUCGAUAGACCUAUUGUAAUUACAAGUUUAGAUAUAUUGUGCUUUUAUACUGCAACGCGGGACCAACGCCCCUCGCUGGCGCCCACUGACUAGCUCGCAUUUAUCUCGGCUCUCGUUCUUGCAAAUCGAGUGAUUGAACGUCCCUCACAUAGUGCAACAAUAGUCCCCCCUCUCCCACUCGAGCCGAGAACGUUAAUUAUUAUUAUUAUAACACGAAUUGAAUCUGAAUUCUAAACACUGUUUUGUUCUUUGUAAAUAUUUCAUCGCAAGUGUUCAAAACUUUAACGUAUAACCUACCAUAUCAUCGAAAUUACUUCCGAUGUUGUUAGUUACCAUAAUUAUAUGUAUAACAUUUAUUUGUCUAGUAUUUAUAGUACAUAGUACUUACGCCGCUCGCGCGGUAUCUCAUAGAUCUGCCAAUGUAAGGUGCGCGGACGGUAGUGAGACCAUACUUACCAGAUUCAAUAACUUACUUGCCUGUGGUUUUGUCUUCUAGAUAUAAAAUUUUACUCCAUACAAAAUGUCUUAAAAUGCUAUGUCUAAAACACAAAUCUAACGGUAAAACGGGGUGAAUAGAUACAGAAAAGGGGCGAAUAAAUGUUGAGAAAAUGUUCUAAUAAAUGUUGAGAAAAUGUUCUAAUAUUCAUUCACCCCAUUCCUGUAUCUAUUCACCCCUUGAAUUAUAUUCACCCCGUUUUACGGUUCCGUUAAACAGGCUAUUAAAACUAUCCAUAACUUGCCUUGGUCUCACCACCGUCGAGCGUAUCAUUUGUUAAUUUUAAUCAGUAUUUUUGCAUCUUUACGUGACCAUGGAUUUAGAAACGAUAAUACGUUUUGUACAAUAUUUGUAAUAUUACGUCAUAAAGUAUUUAAAUUCGAGCAGACUAGAUACGUACGUGGGCGUUGACGUGCACGUACAGUGACCAGCAUAUCACCCUACCCUUCAACUUUAUUGUAUUGACAUAAAGUCGAAAAACCAAUUAAUAAAUUUAACAGAUUGUAGUAGCUUGCUCUGCUGGCCACUGUACUACAGAGUUGUAAUGUAUGGGAUUGUAUGAGACAGAGCAAACAAACAAACCGCUUGCGUAAACGUACUAGAUAGUAAAGUCUGACAUCGACUCAAGCAUUAGGUAAAAUAUAUUAGCGUGGUAAUGUUCGUUGCAAUGUUUGGCUCGACUCGUUGUUUAGUUAGACAGAUUUAAAAUCGGCGAAUGUUAAGAAUAUUCUGUGACAAAAGAAUGCUCACCUCUAUUAGCACUUUAACGUAGACGUACAGAGGUCUUAGUAAGAAUUUGUUCUACGUUUAAAGUAAUAGAAACGAUUACGCGUCCAACACUCUGAUUGGCUGGCUCCAAUGAACCUAUGAAUCAGAGUUUAUUUUACUAACUCAUACUGAACCCUCGGUUCUACACAAAUACAUACGUACGUAGACGUAUACCUACCCAUACGCAUAUACGCAUCCGAGUACCUAAUGCGAGUUUUUUUAUGUUAAAGCGAUCGAAACAUUACUGUAUUUAUCUCUCUGAUUGGUUGGUUAUCUCAGAGUGGGCCAAUCAGAACGCCGAGCGCCAUAAGCUAGUCGGUAACAAAAACAAAUUCGCACUUUGUACUCAGGUCUGCUCGAUUCAUUAUAUUAUUAUUGUGUACACUGCCUCCGAAUUUGUUAUCGUAUUCUAAAUCCAUGACGAGUUAUCUCGUGGACAUAGCGAAUAAAUAUAAACGUGAAACUUUGAUCUACUCGAAUUUGAACUGUACAGCUUUGUGUUAAGCUGCUUAUUGGUAUAAGCAAAGAUUUUUGAAAAAUAAUUGUUGUAUCUCUGUGUACCCGAAUGUAAGAGUUGUCUUAUUGUUAGUGGGUUUGCGUUUGUGUGAAUGUAUUUGCUGUUAUUAGUAAAUACAUAUGUGACAACAAUAUUUAAUUUAGACUAAGUACCUCGAACUCUUCAAAUGAGAGUUGUUGCAUUUUCCAAGAUAUUUUGCUAUGACAAUUUUGUAUGAGAUUACAAAUUGAAAAUGUCCAAUCAUUUCUAAAUUCUAUUAUGGUCAUAAUAAGGCUUAAGUUUGCUCACACAAACGCAAACUAAGGGUCUAAUACAACUUAACGUUUACGUAACCGUUUCGUGUAUCAAAAGUAAAAUAUAAUUAUCAAUGUAUUUUUGAACACGAAAGGAUAACGUAAUGACGCUAGCACAUUAAGUUUCAAUAGAAUUUCAACUCUAUUGUUAUGUAAUAAAGUCUAAAUUCUAUUGAAGGUCAGUUUGAUGAGGUAGCAUUAAUAUAGAUGUCAAUAUAAUUCCAAAAACCGCGUCAUGUACUUGUUAAAAGUAACUAACAAGGGUAAUUAGGACUCGAAAGUAGUUAGCUUAAUAUAUGUUGAAGUAAUACACGUUCGUAUGUCUGUCUGUCUAUAUACUGUGUACCGUGUGACCAGCGAUACGAUUGUGAUUGUUGAUGUAAUCUUGUAUUUAGUAGGUUACUAGUGUGUGAUAACGGUUGACUUCCUUCUCAGAAAUAUUUAUAUUUAUUUAUAGAGAAACGCUGCCUUGCCUGAGACUGCACCCGGUAUUGGGGCACUUGUACCGCGGGCUCACGCCCGGCCGACGCACGCUCACGUUCAAACGUCCUCGCGGACUUACUAGUCUAGGCUUACAGUACACUCUCAUAUAAACAUCACUACAGACCAGCCAUGGUAAAUAUCUCAAUAAAAAAAUAAAGCUAUAUUGUGUAUAAGUUGUUUCUCAGUAUAUCUUUAUUUACUUCGAUUUUUAACUAUUAGUCUGAUACAAACUUUUUCGUCUUUGCAAAUAUAUAAUAUACAAUUGUUUACAUCUAUUUUAUCAUCAUUGCAUUUAUAAACAACCUGCAUAUUUCCAAGGUUGUUAAAUCGCAGUUAUUUUAAUUUGAUAACGCCAGUAUGUAGAUUUUUAAAUGGCAAAAUUGGUGUACAUUCAUUUAAUAUUUGAACCUACUAUUUUACUACUUUAUGAAAUCAGUGUUAAAAAUUCCAAUAUUGACAAACUAGUAAGCAAGUUCUGUUGAUCUAAAUGAUCAAAAUCCUAUUUAAAAAAGUCCAUGAGCAAUGUCGUGAUGAGCAGUAAAGAAAUAACGAGUGGUACAUAUAUUGUAAGUGAAUUAGAACAAGUGCCUCGACCGAGCCCCGGCCGGGUGUGACCGCGCCAACCUCGUGAGUAGAUGAUUCCUAAAGAUUUAAAGAACUAUUUUUACUAUCGUUUCUAGUUUUGUACAUAGAAACAAAUUAUAUUUCUAUAUGAAUGAGAUGAUUGUUACGUGUACAGUAGGAUAUUUUUAUAUGAAACAAAUCUUUGUGUAAAUAACUUGUAUGUUCUAAGACUGUUGUUUAUUUUAGAGCUUUUAGUUCGUUCAGUUAAAUUAAACUAAUGUAAUAGGGUAUUGUGAUGAACACAUGUAUUUUCCAGUCAUUAUGUUCCCAUGCUGUGUGUCUGAUGUUUGUUCUUGCCAUGUCGAAUAACUCUUUAGUACAAUUUCUUUGUAGUUAGUUCGUGAGUUUCUAUUCUCUUCUAAAAUAUUCAAUCUUUUUAAUAAGGACCUGUUUUACUAUCUGAAUAUGUAACUAUAUCUCACGAUAGAAGUUAUUAUCAUUCGGAUACAGUGGAAUGGAUAUAAAAUUAAAUUGACUAGUCUUAUCAACGAAAUGUUAAAAAUGUAUUAUCUUUACGAAAAUUAAUCUUCCAUUAAAUUAUUGAAGGCAUUCAAUCGACAUUAUUACGAAACUAAUUACGAGAUUAGAAAAAUAAUAAAGUAUUAACGUUGACGCUGCGUUGACGUCGCGUUAAUAUUGUCGGCAACGUUACGCAGCGUUUACGUCCGUAAUACAAUGUAAAUAAUAUACAUACUCACCAAGACAGUAUCAAUGUGUCUCGUAGUUAGUUCCGUAAGUGUCAGCAUUUAUUCUGUUGCUUAUUCCAUUAUGUAUAAUCAUGUUGUUUCUUACUUAUACUUAUUGUGCAUUUAGUUUUGUGAUAUUAUCGAAACUAUAUGUUUUAUAGUCGCUACUAUCAACAAGUAUGCACGACAAUGACUAGAAAAUACAUCAUAUAGAUGUGUUGUUUUAUAAUAAUAACAAAUUAUUUAAUUUCAUUA